Molecule: messenger RNA, 258 nt
Organism: Diuraphis noxia (Russian wheat aphid)
Lineage: Eukaryota; Metazoa; Arthropoda; Insecta; Hemiptera; Aphididae
Source: RefSeq, a predicted model, not a curated record
AUGUAUGACUAUCAUUACAAUUUGAUGCGGCGGCAUUACAACGAUUCGAUUAGACUGAUGUAUAUGGAUACAGAUUCCCUGGUGUAUCGAGUGCACACUAAAGAUUUUUACAAGGACCUGGUGGACAACCCCACGCUCCUCGAACGGAUGGACACCCCGAAUCACCCCGUCACACACCCGUGCUACGACGGUACGCGUAAGAAGAUCCCUGGACUGUUCAAGGACGAGACGGCGGGCCUACCGUACCAUGUACGAUGA